UUCCCUCGCUCUGUGCUCGUCGUCUCUGGUGCUCCCCUCACUCAUUGCUGGAGCUGAUCUCGACUGCUUCCUCCUUUAGCCUUCUUCUCUCUCUCUCUCUCUCUCCCCCCUCACCGCCGGCGAUCUCCGAGCUGCAUCGCGACUUCUUCCAUCGCCAUAACAGCUUCCUUUCUACCCCAUUUCAAGUGGAAUAGUGCUGUCAAGCCCAUGGACCCCGCGGAGCGCAGGUACUUGGAGGAGGAGGACACUCCUUUCAUGAAGACAGUCAAGGGUGCGACCACCGGUUUCGUCGUCGGCACUAUCUGGGGAACAGCUGUGGCGAGCUGGCAAGACGUUCCCCGGGUCGAGAGGAAUGUUGCCCUCCCGGGGCUGCUGAGGACCCUCAGGAUGAUGGGGAACUAUGGGAUGACAUUUGCUGCUCUUGGAGGAGUCUACAUCGGCGUGGAGCAGCUGGUGCAGCACUACAGGAUGAAGAGGGACUUCGUCAAUGGAGCCAUCGGGGGUUUCGUGGCCGGGGCUACCAUUCUCGGUUAUAAAGGAAGGAGCAUUAACACUGCAAUAAAAGCUGGGUCGGCCCUGGCCUUCACUUCAUCGGUGAUUGAUAUAGGCGGGCAGACCACCAGAAUCGACAAUGGAAAGGAGUACUAUCCUUACACCACCCAGAAGAGGCCCAGCGUCGAGUGAUUUUAUGACCGAUUCAUUCCCUUCUUUGGUCGUGAGUCGGAGACGUGGAAGCAGCAAUGGACGAUGCCUUCCUAAGCGGGCGCCCAGUGUUUCUAAGAGAUGUAAAUACAUACUCUUGGGUGUUUAUGCCUUUCUUUCCUUUGAGCCUUGCAUGGAUUGUCUGAAUAAAUAUGUCUUUCGGUUCGUGUAAACUUUCCUUUUAGGUAGAUGUAUCGGUGUUUCAGUGGAGAUGAUAAAGAAAGAUACCUAUGUGAUUCAUGUCGA
This is a messenger RNA of Punica granatum (pomegranate), 948 nucleotides long. The record is from RefSeq and is a predicted model, not a curated record. NCBI's taxonomy places the organism in Eukaryota, Viridiplantae, Streptophyta, Magnoliopsida, Myrtales, Lythraceae.